Messenger RNA from Lemur catta (Ring-tailed lemur), 941 nucleotides. RefSeq names its product maestro heat-like repeat-containing protein family member 7. The transcript is spliced from 7 exons. The record is from RefSeq and is a predicted model, not a curated record. NCBI's taxonomy places the organism in Eukaryota, Metazoa, Chordata, Mammalia, Primates, Lemuridae. Gene Ontology annotation, cellular component: cytoplasm. The coding region runs from base 57 to 941 and encodes 294 amino acids.
UAAGGCACACACCAGCACAGCGAGUCUCAUGCCCAUUAAACCAGGGACUCUUCAGGAUGGCCAUGCAGUCUCUCCGGAGUCUCCUGCAGGCCUCGAUCACGGAGAAGCCCACUGAAAUCGAGUCCUGCUUGGAGGCAUUUGCAGAGUACUUCACCCGGAGCCAGCUCCGCGACCUGGUGCUGGAGGCCAUUGAGGGCCUGACUGACAGCAAGGCCAAGUUGUCUCUGGCUGCUGCUCAGCUGAUGAAGGCUGUCAUGGAAGAGCGAGGCAGAGACAUGACAAAGGUUGAGGAAAUUGUGGAUGGCAUCCUUGAACAGCUCAACUCGAGUCUGGAAGCCAGGACAGAGGAGGAGACCCUGCAGGCCAUGUGCUCCCUGGCACUCAGCAACAUCAUAGCUGUGGUCCCCGUGCUGCUCAGCAAGCCCCUUCCCUGGGACAGCUCCACGCUGGCCUUGUGGAAGGCAUUUGGCACCCAGCGGAACACCUCCCUCAAAGUCGUGCAGCUGCUCACACGCUUCCUUGGAAAAGACCCCCUCCAGAGAGGACACAGUGGACAUGGACACCCAGCCUUGGUGGUGACAUGUGCCUUGUGUGAGAUGCUGUCAGAACCCCUGUGCCUGGAGGCUGUCCAGAAACGCUUCCCACGGCUGUUGCUGGCAGCACUGUGUCACCUCUACUGGGUGACUGAGCAAAAUGCUCCCCAGAAGAUGGUGGUGUCCAGCCAAGAGGGGGCUCCGGACAGCGAGAGCAAGUCCUUUGACCCCACUAGGUGCGCCCUGGAGGUUGUCAAGUUGACAUUUGCAGCUGCGGUCGGGGGAGUGGUGUCCCAUGCAGAUGACCUCCACUUCUGGGACCUUCUUCCCAGCUCCACGUCUUUCCACACUUGGGUCAUGGACCUGACAGAUGGAACCACUUCCCCAGUGUCCCUGGCACCACUCUGA